AUGCGUGGAUGCGGCAGGGGCGUGCGGCGCCGGCGGCAGGCCGGCGCCAUGGCGAAGCCGACCUCGGCGCUGCCGCUGCCGCUGCCGACCGACAACGCGACGCUGAACGCCAGCUGCGCUGAGGCGGGCGGGCCGCACGACUGGGCCGACCAGCGGCUGCUGUCGCUGCUGGCGCUCGCCUUCCUCAACGUCAUGGUCGUGGCCGGCAACGUGCUGGUGGUGAUGGCCGUGUUUGUGCACAGUAAGCUGCGCACGGUGACGAACCUUUUCAUCGUGUCGCUGGCGUGCGCCGAUCUGCUGGUCGGCAUCCUGGUGCUGCCGUUCUCGGCCACGCUGGAGGUGCUGGACGUGUGGCUGUACGGCGACAUCUGGUGCUCGGUGUGGCUGGCCGUGGACGUAUGGAUGUGCACGGCGUCCAUCCUGAACCUGUGUGCCAUCAGCCUGGACCGCUACUUGGCCAUCACCAAGCCCAUCAGUUACCCGAGCCUCAUGUCGACGCGGCGCGCCAAGCUGCUGAUCGCCGCCGUCUGGGUGCUCAGCUUUGUCAUCUGCUUCCCGCCGCUGGUCGGCUGGAACGACCGCACCGGCUCGCUGAUUGGCUCGCGCGGCAGCGGCGCCUGCCGCAUCGCUUGUGAGCUGACCAACGAGCGUGGGUACGUCAUCUACUCGGCGCUCGGCUCCUUCUUCAUCCCGAGCGCCGUCAUGCUUUUCUUCUACGGCCGCAUCUACCACACGGCCGUCAGCACGACGCGCGCCAUCAACCAGGGCUUCCGCACCACCAAGGAGGACGACGAGGGCCGACUCACACUGCGCAUCCACCGCGGCCGCUCGGUGACGCAGCGCGCCGAGCGGCCGGCCGGAGACUCUGCCUACGGCGCGCUGCCGGGCUGUGGCCGGCCGCACGGCCAGGUCCGCCUCACGCUCAGCGAGCCGGGUGGCCGUGGCCAGAAGAAGCCGUCGUUCGUCGUGCACUGUCGCGAGGACAGCCGCGCCAAGAACCAGUACGAGAUCUACACGGUGGUGGAGGGCGAGGCGCGGCCCGGUCGGCGAGCCGCUCCGCCGCGCCGCCCGCCUGCCAAGAAGCUAAGCUCGUGCUCGCAGAGCUCGGAGGAGGAGGCGCGGCCUCGCUUCAUCUCGCGCGUCAGCCGGCGCAACAUCCGCCACCAGGCGCGCCGCUUCCGUAUGGAGACCAAAGCGGCCAAGACGGUCGGCAUCAUCAUCGGCCUGUUCAUCCUCUGCUGGCUGCCGUUCUUCGUAUGCUACCUGGUACGCGGCUUCUGCCGCGACUGCGUGCACCCGCUGCUCUUCUCCGUGUUCUUCUGGCUCGGCUACUGCAACUCGGCCAUCAACCCGUGCGUGUACGCGCUGUGCAGUCGCGACUUCCGCUUCGCGUUCAGCAACAUCGUGUGCCGCUGUGUGUGCCGGCGCGGCGCCAUGGAGCGCCGCUUCCGGCGCUCGCUGGUGGUGAGCGGCCGCGCUGCCAGCCAGGAGGAGGAAGCGGACACCGGCCGCGGCGAGGGCACGGUCUGACCGGCGCGGCGGCGCCGGCGCGCCGGCCAGCGCCGCCCGCCGCCCGACCACCUCGUACAAACCCGGCUCUAGUCAGGCUCUGCUUCAAAUCAAAACAGUACCGAUGGCUGUCUUGCGGGACCUCACAGCUCGCUGGUGUGGCGAUGCGCUGGGCGGCUCGCGAUCGUCACGGAAGGGUUGCGUGAGCGCGGCGUCGGCGCAGGUCGGCGUUGCGGCCAGGUAGAGCGAAUGCAUGGUAGCCAUGUUGUUGUACUGGCAGGCGACGAAGAUCAGUGUUCAAUGGUUGUGUGUCGUUGGUUCUACUGGCGCCACGUUCAGUUCGACGUUAUCUGUGUAUGAAAUGAACGCAUGCCAGUCUCCCAUAAUGGAAGCACGAUUUAGAUUAGGGGCACCCCAGAAAAUAUCGCUAGCGUUUCUACUCAGGUGACUUCGACUUCACAUCAAGUUUUCACUAGCGACCGCCGCGGAAGCUAAUCCGCCGCGCAGAGGUCAGGCAGAGGUCAGGCGAGUUGGCAUGUUAGCAGCGAUCCGCGCGACCACGUAAGAGGCAGCAGGACUGCGCUCAGCUCUUGGCUCAGCCCUCAUCCGUCAUAAUCUCUCAUCGCUUUUCAUACUCCCCAGUCUCAGGUACAGCUGUGGACCAGUGGGAUUCAGUACUGGACGCCCUGAACGUGCUUCGUUCCGUUCCUUUCAUCCUGCAAGCGGGCGUCACAAACCGCCGGCGCCGGACGGAAAACAAACCAGAGACUGCGCUGCGUCAUCGUCGAUUGGAGCGGCGGUGCUUGAUGCAGGUGACGAGCCCGGCUCGGUGUGCAGGCCAGUGUAAUGUGGUUCGGGGCCGCCGCGUUCCCGGGACGACCGUGCGGCCGGGCGACGCUCUGCGGGGUGCGCUGUGCCAGCCGCCUGACACAGGUACUCAGGCUCACCCCGUGUCGAGACACGCGGAAGAGGUCUGACCUGUAUUCCAGAGGUGUUACAUGUUGUAAUACACGCCAAUGCUGAUCGUGCGACGAUGGUGGAUCAUCA
This is a messenger RNA of Pollicipes pollicipes, 2556 nucleotides long. RefSeq names its product putative G-protein coupled receptor No9. The coding region runs from base 1 to 1530 and encodes 509 amino acids. NCBI's taxonomy places the organism in Eukaryota, Metazoa, Arthropoda, Thecostraca, Pollicipedomorpha, Pollicipedidae. The transcript is spliced from 2 exons. The record is from RefSeq and is a predicted model, not a curated record. Gene Ontology annotation, biological process: G protein-coupled receptor signaling pathway. Gene Ontology annotation, cellular component: plasma membrane. Gene Ontology annotation, molecular function: adrenergic receptor activity.